This is a messenger RNA of Rubroshorea leprosula, 1516 nucleotides long. NCBI's taxonomy places the organism in Eukaryota, Viridiplantae, Streptophyta, Magnoliopsida, Malvales, Dipterocarpaceae. The record is from the annotation of a GenBank genome assembly.
CCAAUCACAAAAAGAAAAAAAAAAAUUAAGGUAGUAGAAAGUUAGGCCUCCAAUCUAACAUGUUCCUCUCCCUUGUUCAGAUGGAGAACCAAGUCCUGUACCUUUCUUUCUUUCUCACGUUCCUCUACAUAGGAAUGACCUUGAGGAAAUGGAAAAAAUCAGUAGAUGCAUCAAAACUGCCUCCUGGACUCCGGAAACUACCAUUCAUAGGAAACCUCCACCUCUUUAUCACCGCUCCUGCACAUCACUGCUUCCGGGCCUUGGCCAAGAGAGAUGGCUCUGUCAUGCACCUACAACUUGGCCAACUCCCCGCCUUCGUCUUCUCCUCAGAAGAAACUGCAAAAGCUGUGUUGAAAACCCACGACCUAAUUUUUUCUAGCAGGCCUCCUCUUCAUUCUGUAAAGUUAUUAACUUACAAUUUUACAGAUAUUGCGAUGGCACCAUAUGGAGACUACCGGCGGCAAGCAAGAAAAAUAUGCAGUACAGAGCUACUAACUCAUAUGCGGGUACAAUCAUUCAGAUCACUUAGAGAAGAAGAGAUGUCGAAUUUAAUUGGAGACAUUUCAUCGAAAGCAAGAUCGGUAAUCAACAUAAAAAAGGUGGUGAUUUCUUCAGCACUUUCCAUCAUCUCCAGGGCAGCCUUUGGUGGAAAGUCUAUACACCAAGAAGAAUUCAGGAAGCUGAUUCCGGACAUAAUAGCAUUAUUUGGAGGCUUAAGUCUUGCUGAUUUGUUCCCUUCCAUCAAAGCUAAGAGAGCUGCAGGACGUACCGAGCAAGAUGAUCUUGUGUCUGUACUUUUGGAUCUUCAAGAUGAGGGAGAACUUGAAAUUCCCUUAACAACAGACAACAUCAAAGCUAUUAUCCUGGAUAUGUUCACUGCUGGUAGUGACACAUCAAGUACGGUUGUGGAAUGGGCAAUGUCAGAAAUGCUGAGAAAUCCUAGAAUAAUGGAAAAGGCACAAGCUGAGGUGAGGCAUGUCUUCGCCGGUGAAGGUGGUGUUGAUGAAGCACGCCUUGAUGAGCUGAAGUACCUGACUCUUGAGGUUGCACACUGUUGUUACUUUGCUGGCUCCAAGACAAAGCACAGAGAGAUGGAUCCAAAUUAUUGGACUGAAGCCGACAAGUUCUUUCCAGAGAGAUUCUUGGAUAGCACCAUUGACUAUAAAGGAAAUUGCUUUGAAUUUAUACCCUUUGGCACAGGGAGGAGAAUUUGUCCCGGUGAAGAGAAGCCUGAAGAUCUUGAUAUGACCAAAGUUUUCAGCACUGUGGCAAGAAGAAAACAUGAUCUGUGCUUGGUUCCCUUACCCUAUCUUCCCACACGUAUGUCCUGAUCAGUGAUACUCCCUGUAUCAAUAAUUAUCAUCUCAAAACAUGGAAUCUCUUCAUUUAGCAUGCACCAGGGUUUCAUAUGUAAGAUUGUAGCUUGGUCUAUCUGAGCGUAGUUGUGGCUAUAUAUUCCACUUAGUAUCUAUGAAGGUCAUGGCCAUGGCCACACAAAUAAAACACAGAUAAAUGU